AUGAAGUCAGUUUUUCAUAAUAUUCGUAUUCAACAUUUUCAGAAUCAUCUACUAGCUGUAAAAUCUGAUCAUUUAUUUUCAUUUGUGACAUUCAUUCAUGUAAUAAGCUUGCUUUCAACUUGCUUAAUACGAUUUUGUCCCUCUUUCAGACAAAAGAAAUCUAGUCGCCGCACCCGCUCCCCAGGCAAGCACCACACGCCAUCUAGCGAUGCGAAGUUCAACUACGAUGAGCGCCAUCUAGCGAAAUUUAGAAGCGGCGGAGUGGGAGGCAGUACCACCACCAGAAUGACCCCGCCUUUGCCUGACUUGAGGGUGGAUUUUGCUCCAGAGAGGAGGAGUAGUCAGCAGGUGGACCAUAUCGGACUCCCUUCUAUUGAGAAAAGAGGGAGUGUUUGUUUGAAUAAGUGUCUGAGAGAGGUUGGAUCUCACAUGGACCAAACAAUAAACGCGAUCAACGUGACGACCAAUCCUUUGGAAGCCCAAACGCCACACUUUCCAUCUCCCAGCAAUAAAAAGAAUGCUGCUGCUACGAUCGUGGUGCAGCAGGCAUCGGUCAGCGAAAACAUCAGCACGAUUUUGCUAAAAAGUGGAGCUGAAUUCGUUUCGAAUGUGCAACAGGAGAAGACCAGGAAGAAGGAGGAGAAUAUGAAGCAGUUGCUUGAUGUAGCGAAUAAUCUUACGUUGGAGGAGAUUCACGACUUCGAAAUGCGGUAA
Molecule: messenger RNA, 714 nt
Organism: Acanthoscelides obtectus
Lineage: Eukaryota; Metazoa; Arthropoda; Insecta; Coleoptera; Chrysomelidae
Source: the annotation of a GenBank genome assembly